AUGCAGUCCCAGAAUAGCUUUGAUUGCAAGUUUGAUUACUUCGACAUCUCGGCCGGUGGCCCUACUCCCAAAAUAGUCGCUUUGACAGUUACCAUCAUCGUUCUAACCCUCUCUAUCGAAGCCGCUGUACACUCAGAUGUAAAUCCGACAUCAAAGAAAAAGGGAAAGACGCGAUCUUCACAAGAUGAGCUGGCAAGGUCAGAAUCCACUGCAUCCGAUGCAUCUCUGUCCAACGAGGAAAGUACUGUAACCAACGCUACGGCAAAAGGCAAAAACUUGCGAUGGUGCAACUCAAAUCCGUCGCCAACCAUCCGCGCAAACCGCCUUAUCCUCGCAACAACCCUCAUCUUACCACUUUGCGUCGCCUUCGGCUUCCGCAUCGCAGCGGCAGCACCUCCGGACGUUCGCUACGAGUGCAGAGAAGUCCUGAAAUCCUCUCUGCAACCCGUCUGGGGUGCCAUAAUACCCCUCAACAUCAUCCCCUUCAUUAUCGCGUCAGUCGCAUGGAUACGCGCAUUCGUCGACUGCCUGCUCAUUCGCCGGGGAAAGACGCUCCAAUACCCCAAUAACAUCAAGGGAAGUGGUAUCGGCUGGCCUCCAUUCGCCCCGAUCCUGGUGCCGCUUAUGGGUAUCUGGGGAUUGGUGAAGAAGGGUGCGGUUUGGAUGAUGGGGUCGUCCAAUCUGGCAGAGAGUGCGACCGGGGAUAUUGAGUUGGGUGGGGAGGAGCGUGUCGGAUUAGUCGAUGAUUUUGACGAAGCAGUGGCCGACGAAGGGGAGGAGCCGCCUGCUUAUGAAGCGCAUUUGCGCAAAUACGAGACUGGAAGUGAGGCCUCGAUGUAA
This is a messenger RNA of Mytilinidion resinicola, 840 nucleotides long. RefSeq lists its product as uncharacterized. Bases 1 to 840 code for a protein of 279 amino acids. The transcript has a single exon. NCBI's taxonomy places the organism in Eukaryota, Fungi, Ascomycota, Dothideomycetes, Mytilinidiales, Mytilinidiaceae. The record is from RefSeq and is a predicted model, not a curated record.